AUGGCUUGUCCUAAAUCUUUUACUAAAAAUGGAUUUGAAAAACAAUUUGGUAUUAAUCAUUUAAGACAUUUUGCCUUGACUAUUGGACUUUUACCCGCGUUGAAAGAGGGCGCAAAACAAAUGAGUAACAAAUCUAGAGUAAUCAAUGUCAGUUCAACAGCGCAUGCGUUUUCAAACGUUGAUUUUAAUGACAUCCAUUUCACAAAAGGUAGAGAAUACGAAAGAUUUGUUUCGUAUGGACAGUCAAAAACAUGCAAUUUUUUGUUUUCAUUGGCUUUGACAAAACGGUUUUUCAACGAUGGUAUUGCAUCGAAUUCAGUUAUGCCUGGAAAUAUCAAAUUUAAGUUAGUUGAGGCGGGAGCCUCAACAUCACUUUGGGCUGCAGUAUCUCCAGAAUUAGAAGGAAAAUCUGGUCUGUAUCUGGAGAAUUGUUCCAUUGGCAAAGAAGAAUCAGACAUUGAAAAGAUACGGACUAUAAUCUUAGGUUAUGCACCAUUUAUUAUGGAUGAUGAAGCUGCUAUGGAACAUUUCCGAAAAGCUGCUAAGUAA
Molecule: messenger RNA, 549 nt
Organism: Hydra vulgaris (swiftwater hydra)
Lineage: Eukaryota; Metazoa; Cnidaria; Hydrozoa; Anthoathecata; Hydridae
Source: RefSeq, a predicted model, not a curated record